Schistocerca nitens (vagrant locust) is the source of this 1637-nucleotide messenger RNA. RefSeq names its product leucine-rich repeat protein 1-like. Bases 184 to 1491 code for a protein of 435 amino acids. The record is from RefSeq and is a predicted model, not a curated record. NCBI's taxonomy places the organism in Eukaryota, Metazoa, Arthropoda, Insecta, Orthoptera, Acrididae. Gene Ontology annotation, molecular function: protein binding. The transcript has 6 exons.
GUGGAAGUGAGCGCGACAUUCAGUGUAGAGCUUCCAGGAAGAGGAGCUUUGGUGUUUACUGUGGGCUGUCACUUUCGAGUCGGUUCAACAGUUGGUAUUACGGUAUUGUUGUUCGGAGUUAAGCAUAUACGCCCAGACAAUGGAUUUUUGAACGUUUGGAAGCCGUUCGUUUCUUGCGACGCAAUGAAACUUCUUGGGUUUGUGGAAGUGGUUAACCACCAACAUAAUAUACCGGUCAGCCGAUCCCGACACUCAACGUUGACUAUAUUCAAAGACAAAGAUGAGGCCGUAAUGUUAGUUCAGCAGCCAUCGAAUAAAAGAGGACAAAGAUACAAGAUUGCAGGUAAUAUUAUCAAGGUGUUCACCCAAUUUGUCUCUCAAGGGAAAGUAACAAUUAAAAUGAAGGAACCACCUCAUGAACUGAGAUUACAGAAUGAACCUGUGCAGUUGAUGAGUUUCUUGAAAUUUCUAAAGAAUUGCUCUGGACCAGCAGUAUCAACAUUGCCAGCUGUUCCAGACAACCCAAAAUUUACAAAAGGACCUCCAACAACAGUGGUCAUAAAUUCUAUGAAGGAUUAUGGAAAGCUUGACAAAUUGUCCCUUAAUACUGAGAGGUUACAGAUUUCCAAUAUUAACAUUUCAGAAUUACCACAUUCUGUUGCACGACUGAAGAAAUUAAAUCUUCUAGAAGUCAAUGAUACUAAUUUAUCAGCUGUUCCACCAUUCAUAAAGACUCUUCCGAAUUUAAUGGAAUUGGUUCUUCCAAACAAUAAUUUGCGUACUAAUGACCUGAAUGUCAUUAUUGAAAGCACCUCUCUAAAGACCAAUCUCAGACUACUGGAUCUGCGGCAUAAUAAGAUUGCAGUAUUACCUAAUGAAAUUCAUCGCCUUCAGGCACUUGUUACUCUCAGACUGGACCAUAAUGAACUCAAUACAAUUCCACAUACCAUAUCGAAUUUGAAGAAUUUGAGGUGCCUCUCUCUCAGUGACAACAUCAUCAUAUCAUAUCCAUAUUCAGUCCGUUUUUUGAGACAUGUAGCAUUUGAUGUAUCAAACAAUAAACAUGUUUUUCCGGGUCCCUUACCUCAUGACACGGAUUGGAGCCGAGCAAUUAGAAGUGAGAAGGAACUUUCUCUGGCACGCUAUACAGGAAUGCACAGCCUUAAGGAACUAGCAAGCAGAGUUCUGUUUGAUAAAAGGUUGGACUUUACAGAAUUUGGAUUGCCACUAGCGCUUCAGAGACACUUACAAUGUUUCAAAAUGUGCCACCUGUGUCAUAAAGCAUGUUUUGAUGAAUAUUUUAUUUUCUUUGAAUGUAUUCCUCUGAAAUUCUGUGUGGCAGCUUUAGUUUCAUCUGUGCCGGGUAUGACUGUACAUUAUUAUAUUUGUUCGCUCAAAUGUAUGUUGCUUGCAUAUCCAAAACUUAACAAGCAUUCUCAAGCAGGGCUGCGUUAUGUGAGUUACUCAAAGUAUUGUCAGUGUGAAAAGUAAGAAUCUAAAUAAUGAAGAUUAUAUAGUUCCUCUUAAAGCAUAAGGUGUCUCAUAUGCAUACAAUGCAGUUGAUCAUAGAACUGAUUGUCAAAUAUAAGUUGUCAACAAGAAACUUUCAAUUUUCUAAUAAAGUAAGCUUCCCUGUC